AUGGAGCACGAUGGCGAUGAAGAUGAUGAUUUGGAAGGCCAGGAGGACGAGGCGGAGGAGAGGGAAGGCCCGCGCCGAUUUUUUGGGUGCUACUUGCUCACCUCGCGCAACGAGGCGUACCGACGGCACACCUACAUCGGUUUCACGGUCAAUCCCUCGCGACGCAUCCGCCAACACAACGGCGAGCUCGUGCAGGGCGCCAAGCGCACGCGCACCAAGCGACCCUGGGAGAUGGUGAUGGUGGUGUACGGCUUCCCUUCCAAGACGGCUGCGUUGCGCUUCGAGUGGGGCUGGACCUAUCCGCAGAAAUCCAGGCGUAUCAAGGAGGCGCUUUCGCAUCGCGACCUCACCAAGCUCGGAAGCCCACACAUGCUCAAGGCCCGGUUGAGGUUGAUGUUUGAGCUGCUGCACGUGACCCCUUGGAAUCGCUUCCCACUGGUCAUCCACUGGCUCACUCAGCUCCUCGACGGGUGCCCGCCACCGCCGCGCCACAUGAAGGUCAACAUUGGGUCGCUGGCUCAGAUCGAGCCCUUGUACAAAUCAAACACCAAUGCUCAGGAUUCUGACAGCGAGUCGCUUGGCUCGGACAGCGACGGGAGCGGCGACGAGGCCUCCAGUCCCGACAGCUCGGACGGCGAGGCCGAGCGAAGACCAACAACGGCCACUACGACCAGUACAACGCAACGGGAGGCGCUGUGCUGCUUGUGCAGGACCGUGAUGAAGGAGGACGAGCUGAAGCUGCGCUGCUUGAAGCGGUCGUGCAAGCAGAAGGGCCACAUGCUCUGCUGGGCGCAGCGGUUCCUGCGCGACCAGCCGGACGUGCUGCUGCCCACCACCGGGACCUGCCCGUCGUGCCAGACCGCGCUCUCCUGGCCGGAGAUGCUCAACGGGUGA
Acanthamoeba castellanii str. Neff is the source of this 894-nucleotide messenger RNA. RefSeq names its product GIYYIG catalytic domain containing protein. Gene Ontology annotation, cellular component: Slx1-Slx4 complex. The transcript is spliced from 7 exons. NCBI's taxonomy places the organism in Eukaryota, Discosea, Longamoebia, Acanthamoebidae. Gene Ontology annotation, molecular function: crossover junction DNA endonuclease activity; 5'-flap endonuclease activity. The coding region runs from base 1 to 894 and encodes 297 amino acids. Gene Ontology annotation, biological process: double-strand break repair via homologous recombination. The record is from RefSeq and is a predicted model, not a curated record.